AUGCAGCAUGGCGCUGUGCCCAUCGUCGAAAUGUUGCAAGUCCCCGAGAUCGAGUUGCAGAAUUCCGUCCUCAAGGUCGUGAACCAGAUCGUGGCUGAAGGCAAUCGUGACUUUCAGGAGCUUUUCAGCAUGGUGGGCCUUAUUCCUGGCGUGAUCAAGUUCGCACACACCGACUGCCAGAAAUACCUCAGAGCAGAGGUCGGCAAGUUCAUCUCCCAUCUGUGCAAAUCCUCGGAGAGCAGCCUUCAGAUGUUGGUGGCUUGCGGUGGCCUCGAGGCAAUUGUGCAGCUCAUCUCCAGCGAGUAUUUCUACAACCGAGACUUAGUUUAUCCAGCUUUGGAUGACGUGAACACAGUCCUGCAAGGGAGCCACAGCAGAGACCUUUGCAGAAUACUGGCCAAGCACGGCAUUUGCGAUCAUCUCGUGUUGCUGAUUGACACCUUAGCCAGUGACAUGGGCAACUACCACCAAGAGCGUGCCACGAUCUACUUACGUUUGGUCGUGUCACUGCUGGUGAAAAUUGCCAAGACUGGCGACGCGGUGGUGAAAGCCUACAUGGCCAAGGCCACGGUGCUGGAGGGUCUCAUUGCCUCGCUCGAGUUUUUGUCCCCCCCGCUGGUCUUGGAGAUCUGCCAGAUCUUCACGGAGCUCAGUACUGAGCCAUCAGUGCUCAACAUGCUGGAGAACUCUGGACUUGUUCCGGUCAUGGUGAACUACAUGACAGUGCCUGCCAUCAUCAGCGACUCUCGCAACUCCUUGGAGCCACAGGAUGUUUGUACCCAAUGCCUUUUGGCCCUCUCCAACCUUUGCAAGCUGUCACGGCCUCGACAGGAACAGGCAGCCUUGGCCGGAGCCAUCCCGAAGUUGCAGGCCAUUGUGGAGCGGCAGCACCCCUGGAGGGAGCAUGCCUUCCUGCUGCUUUGCGAGAUGACGUGUGCCUCCUUGGCUACGAGAAAGAAGCUUUGGGAUUCGAACGGCGCGAGCUUCUUGGUGCGCAGCUUGGCGCAGGAGUCCACGCAGGUCCCUGCACUGGAAGCGCUGGUGGGCUGGUUUGGCGUAAAGGAGCAUCAUGCCAAUUGGUGCAAAAAUCUUGAGACUCUGCUGCUGAAGGGUCCGGACUUCUUGAUGCGACUUCUGAAGAUCUUCAAGUGUCAGGACAGCGCAUUGUUCCUGAAGAUAUUGGAUCCGCUGCUGAAGCUGGUGACCUGCUCCCCCGAGACCCGAACGCAGCUGGCCAACUUCGAGGAUUUCCUGCUGGAGCUGCUGCGGCGGCUGGAAGCCGAUGAAGACGAACGCCCGAGUGGCCACUUGGCAUCAUGUUGGAAGGGAAAACACAUGAAAACACGUUGGAGGUUCAAAAAAUCAUCAAAUAAUCUAACAGACACUGUUGAUGUUGUUGUUCCUUGUUCACCCUGUCCAGAGAAGAAGUCCGUUGUCACUUCUUAG
Messenger RNA from Durusdinium trenchii, 1446 nucleotides. NCBI's taxonomy places the organism in Eukaryota, Dinophyceae, Suessiales, Symbiodiniaceae. The record is from the annotation of a GenBank genome assembly.